GGUCCGACCAGGAUGUGGAGCUUCUGCCAAUGAACGCUGGAGUUUCCUACAGACUUCAACAGGAGGAGGAAGCUGAACCUCAGCCGGCCAGCAUUCCAGUGGUGGGGGUGGUCCAGAUGUUGCAGGCGCUCGGCGGCAGCAUGCUGGACAGUCUGAAGGAAGUCCUGGUGGAGAGGGAAACACUCACCCUGGGGAAGGAGCUCGGCAAAGGAGAGUAUGGAUCAGUCUAUGAAGGGGUCUUCUCACCAGAGGAAGGAGGGGACAUGAAGGUGGCUGUGAAAACCAUGAGAGUUGGAAUCCACAGCCAGGAGGACUUGUAUGACUUUCUGAAAGAGGCAGAGAUCAUGAAGACCUUUGAUCACGAGAAUGUGGUCAGACUCCUGGGUAAGAAACCACCUAAUGUUUUCUAUCGGGCUGUGAUACUGUGUUUCUCCAGAAAUUAUUAGGACACAUCCACUUCCUCUCCCGUCCCACAAACCAUUGCAAGCUGGUCAUGCUGGUUGUUGGUAUUUGCAUUGAAAGGCAGGUUCAUUUAGCUAGAGGGCCGUCUUCAUACACAGUUCAGAAUCAGAAUCAGGAUAUCUUUACUGUCAUCAUACAUAGGUAUAACAAUAUUUUGUUGGCAUCCCUCACUGCAGUAAUGGAAAUAGCCACAAAUAAAUAAAAGCAGUGAUAAAAGCAGAGGUAGCAGCUAUGACAGUACGCUGCAAUGAAAUGGCACUUUGAUUAAAUUAAACGUCAAUGUACAGUUACACAUUUCACAGACUGUAACAUUUAAACAUACAAAGCUACAACAAUUUUAAUAUAACUGUGUUCACAAAAAGAUGCUUAAAUUAACUAACGUCACAUAUUUCUGUUGUCUUAUAUAAGACACUUAGGUUAAAAACAUGUUAUCGAUAUUUAGUUUCUUUCUUGCACUGCGUUUGAUGUUGACAAGUACUGAAUUAAUUUUCUUUAUGAUAUAUAUUUAGGCUAAUUUAAAUCAUC
Messenger RNA from Notothenia coriiceps (black rockcod), 987 nucleotides. RefSeq names its product tyrosine-protein kinase Mer-like. The coding region runs from base 30 to 446 and encodes 138 amino acids. The record is from RefSeq and is a predicted model, not a curated record. NCBI's taxonomy places the organism in Eukaryota, Metazoa, Chordata, Actinopteri, Perciformes, Nototheniidae. Gene Ontology annotation, biological process: protein phosphorylation. Gene Ontology annotation, molecular function: ATP binding; protein kinase activity. The transcript has 4 exons.